AACACAAGUCCGAAAGCAAGCCUUUCAGUCAUUCCGACUUAAAUCUAUUACUUAACUCAAUCAUGAAUCCCAUCAACCAAAAUCAACUGAUCGACGAAGAAUUUGAGCAUAUUCGCUAUGAUGUAUUCCGAGAAGUCAGCUCACAGGACGGACCGCUGUCCAAAAAUCUCCGGACUCGGCUCAAUAGUUUGCCCCGGCAUAUCCGCAAGCAGCUUGUGGAAGCAGAAUAUAACGGCUGUUCAUCCCUGUUCACUGCCUGUUGCAAAGGAAACGUUGAAAUCGCCGAGUAUCUGAUAACAAAGUGUGACGCCAACAUCGAACAGCGGGGUAUACUAUUUGACUAUGCGGAUCGGAAGGAUGAGGAGUUCGAGGAUUAUACGGUACACAACGUGACUCCACUGUGUGCUGCCUGUGGCGCAGGUCAUCUUCAUCUCGUGAAAUGUCUUGUCAGACUGGGGUGUAAUGUGAAUGCUGUCUCCGGGAUCGGCUCUUCAGCUCUUGAGGUUGCCUGCACUAACAAAGAUCUCGAAAUCGUUCAAUAUUUGGUAGAGAACGGAGCGAACAUUCGAAAGCCAAGCUUCGAUGGUGCAACUUACCUCAUCGAUUCGAUCGAAUCAGCGCCUAUAUGUAGUUAUCUCAUCAGAAAAGGGGCUGACGUUAAUGCACGCGAUGUGUACGACAAAACCGCUCUACAUUAUGCAGUUGAGAGUCUAAGUUACGGAACAAUUCGAUUGUUACUGGAUCAUGGAGCCGAUCCGUUCGCCAGAAGUCGUUAUGGGGAUGACCCUCUUCAGCUAGCAUGUAUAACAGGGUCACUAGAGGUAGUGGAAUAUCUUCUGAGCAGAAUAAACUACCCUCGAGAAAGAUGGAUCGAAGCUAUCGAGCUGAUGGGAUCAACAUUAAUUCAUUUCCAUUACGAUACACAAGACGUUCUUCUUCACUGGCGAUUGGCUUAUGAUACGAGGACGAAUAAAAACAAUAACAUCCAAGAGAGACCGCAAAUCCCACCACGACCCGCUUAUGGAAACAUGGUCGAGUUCGCCACAAUCGACGAACUGAACGCAUCCGCUUGGGAUGUGGAUGCAUUGCGGAUGCAGGGUUUAUUGAUACAGGAGAGGUUAUUGGGGAUCGAUCACAAGGUUACUUUACAUCGAUUAAUGGAACGAGGAGAUUUCUACAAAGUAACCAGACGCUACCAGGUUUGUAUAGAUCUAUGGAUGCUGGCAUUGCGAGUGAGAGUUCAAAAGCAUACCAUAUUGCACAGUGAUACCUGCGACACAGUGAGGGCCAUCGUGAAAUUGAUGGUGAAUUUAAUGGAUGAUAAUGACCCAAUGGUACCACAAUUUAAGGAUGCCUACACCAUGUUCCAACUAUUGACAUCCAACAUUUCUGAGAUUCAGCAGCUACUUAGUAUUCAACCGGUCAAUAGGUCACAGCAAAAAAACUACGAUUGUAUACUCCGUUGUCUGCUGCACCUGAUGUGCAUCUUGCUCUCCGUAGCUAAAACCAAGGAUGACCACAAAUUGAUCGAAAGCUCCGUCCUUGGUCUUGUCCUGAACAAUAUUCGAAGUGUACAAACCAACGAAACGCUACUGCAUAUGUCCGUUUCGAACAUGGGUUUGAUGAAAAGCGAUUAUUUCACGGAUGAAGUAGACACAAAAAGAUUCUUCCCCAAUCUACCUGUUACAAAGUUGCUGUUGGACUGUGGCGCACCAGUCAAUGCGAGGGACAAUACCAGAUCCACGCCAUUGCUUCUUGCCGCCUACCCUUUCAAUUAUGAGAAAGAUGUGAUCCACACUUUGAUCGAACACGGUGCCCAUCUGGAUCUACCGAAUUUAUUGGGUGACCGGCCAUCGUCCAUGCUCAGGAGAAUCUCGAUGAAUGAUAUUUGUCUGGGCCAACAAAUUUCGCUCAAAUGUCUCAGCGCUAAUGUAAUUGUUAAGUCAGGGGUGUCCUAUCGGAAUGAGGUGCCUCGCAUGCUGGAGGAUUUUAUUCGAGCGCAUGAAAUUCAUUCCGACUUAAAUCUAUUACUUAACUCAAUCAUGAAUCCCAUCAACCAAAAUCAACUGAUCGACGAAGAAUUUGAGCAUAUUCGCUAUGAUGUAUUCCGAGAAGUCAGCUCACAGGACGGACCGCUGUCCAAAAAUCUCCGGACUCGGCUCAAUAGUUUGCCCCGGCAUAUCCGCAAGCAGCUUGUGGAAGCAGAAUAUAACGGCUGUUCAUCCCUGUUCACUGCCUGUUGCAAAGGAAACGUUGAAAUCGCCGAGUAUCUGAUAACAAAGUGUGACGCCAACAUCGAACAGCGGGGUAUACUAUUUGACUAUGCGGAUCGGAAGGAUGAGGAGUUCGAGGAUUAUACGGUACACAACGUGACUCCACUGUGUGCUGCCUGUGGCGCAGGUCAUCUUCAUCUCGUGAAAUGUCUUGUCAGACUGGGGUGUAAUGUGAAUGCUGUCUCCGGGAUCGGCUCUUCAGCUCUUGAGGUUGCCUGCACUAACAAAGAUCUCGAAAUCGUUCAAUAUUUGGUAGAGAACGGAGCGAACAUUCGAAAGCCAAGCUUCGAUGGUGCAACUUACCUCAUCGAUUCGAUCGAAUCAGCGCCUAUAUGUAGUUAUCUCAUCAGAAAAGGGGCUGACGUUAAUGCACGCGAUGUGUACGACAAAACCGCUCUACAUUAUGCAGUUGAGAGUCUAAGUUACGGAACAAUUCGAUUGUUACUGGAUCAUGGAGCCGAUCCGUUCGCCAGAAGUCGUUAUGGGGAUGACCCUCUUCAGCUAGCAUGUAUAACAGGGUCACUAGAGGUAGUGGAAUAUCUUCUGAGCAGAAUAAACUACCCUCGAGAAAGAUGGAUCGAAGCUAUCGAGCUGAUGGGAUCAACAUUAAUUCAUUUCCAUUACGAUACACAAGACGUUCUUCUUCACUGGCGAUUGGCUUAUGAUGCGAGGACGAAUAAAAACAAUAACAUCCAAGAGAAAUCGCAAAUCCCACCACGACCUGCUUAUGGAAACAUGGUCGAGUUCGCCACAAUCGACGAACUGAACGCAUCCGCUUGGGAUGUGGAUGCAUUGCGGAUGCAGGGUUUAUUGAUACAGGAGAGGUUAUUGGGGAUCGAUCACAAGGUUACUUUACAUCGAUUAAUGGAACGAGGAGAUUUCUACAAAGUAACCAGACGCUACCAGGUUUGUAUAGAUCUAUGGAUGCUGGCAUUGCGAGUGAGAGUUCAAAAGCAUACCAUAUUGCACAGUGAUACCUGCGACACAGUGAGGGCCAUCGUGAAAUUGAUGGUGAAUUUAAUGGAUGAUAAUGACCCAAUGGUACCACAAUUUAAGGAUGCCUACACCAUGUUCCAACUAUUGACAUCCAACAUUUCUGAGAUUCAGCAGCUACUUAGUAUUCAACCGGUCGAUAGGUCACAGCAAAAAAACUACGAUUGUAUACUCCGUUGUCUGCUGCACCUGAUGUGCAUCUUGCUCUCCGUAGCUAAAACCAAGGAUGACCACAAAUUGAUCGAAAGCUCCGUCCUUGGUCUUGUCCUGAACAAUAUUCGAAGUGUACAAACCAACGAAACGCUACUGCAUAUGUCCGUUUCGAACAUGGGUUUGAUGAAAAGUGAUUAUUUCACGGAUGAAGUAGACACAAAAAGAUUCUUCCCCAAUCUACCUGUUACAAAGUUGCUGUUGGACUGUGGCGCACCAGUCAAUGCGAGGGACAAUACCAGAUCCACGCCAUUGCUUCUUGCCGCCUACCCUUUCAAUUAUGAGAAAGAUGUGAUCCACACUUUGAUCGAACACGGUGCCCAUCUGGAUCUACCGAAUUUAUUGGGUGACCGGCCAUCGUCCAUGCUCAGGAGAAUCUCGAUGAAUGAUAUUUGUCUGGGCCAACAAAUUUCGCUCAAAUGUCUCAGCGCUAAUUCCGAAAGCAAGCCUUUCAGUCAUUCCGACUUAAAUCUAUUACUUAACUCAAUCAUGAAUCCCAUCAACCAAAAUCAACUGAUCGACGAAGAAUUUGAGCAUAUUCGCUAUGAUGUAUUCCGAGAAGUCAGCUCACAGGACGGACCGCUGUCCAAAAAUCUCCGGACUCGGCUCAAUAGUUUGCCCCGGCAUAUCCGCAAGCAGCUUGUGGAAGCAGAAUAUAACGGCUGUUCAUCCCUGUUCACUGCCUGUUGCAAAGGAAACGUUGAAAUCGCCGAGUAUCUGAUAACAAAGUGUGACGCCAACAUCGAACAGCGGGGUAUACUAUUUGACUAUGCGGAUCGGAAGGAUGAGGAGUUCGAGGAUUAUACGGUACACAACGUGACUCCACUGUGUGCUGCCUGUGGCGCAGGUCAUCUUCAUCUCGUGAAAUGUCUUGUCAGACUGGGGUGUAAUGUGAAUGCUGUCUCCGGGAUCGGCUCUUCAGCUCUUGAGGUUGCCUGCACUAACAAAGAUCUCGAAAUCGUUCAAUAUUUGGUAGAGAACGGAGCGAACAUUCGAAAGCCAAGCUUCGAUGGUGCAACUUACCUCAUCGAUUCGAUCGAAUCAGCGCCUAUAUGUAGUUAUCUCAUCAGAAAAGGGGCUGACGUUAAUGCACGCGAUGUGUACGACAAAACCGCUCUACAUUAUGCAGUUGAGAGUCUAAGUUACGGAACAAUUCGAUUGUUACUGGAUCAUGGAGCCGAUCCGUUCGCCAGAAGUCGUUAUGGGGAUGACCCUCUUCAGCUAGCAUGUAUAACAGGGUCACUAGAGGUAGUGGAAUAUCUUCUGAGCAGAAUAAACUACCCUCGAGAAAGAUGGAUCGAAGCUAUCGAGCUGAUGGGAUCAACAUUAAUUCAUUUCCAUUACGAUACACAAGACGUUCUUCUUCACUGGCGAUUGGCUUAUGAUGCGAGGACGAAUAAAAACAAUAACAUCCAAGAGAGAUCGCAAAUCCCACCACGACCCGCUUAUGGAAACAUGGUCGAGUUCGCCACAAUCGACGAACUGAACGCAUCCGCUUGGGAUGUGGAUGCAUUGCGGAUGCAGGGUUUAUUGAUACAGGAGAGGUUAUUGGGGAUCGAUCACAAGGUUACUUUACAUCGAUUAAUGGAACGAGGAGAUUUCUACAAAGUAACCAGACGCUACCAGGUUUGUAUAGAUCUAUGGAUGCUGGCAUUGCGAGUGAGAGUUCAAAAGCAUACCAUAUUGCACAGUGAUACCUGCGACACAGUGAGGGCCAUCGUGAAAUUGAUGGUGAAUUUAAUGGAUGAUAAUGACCCAAUGGUACCACAAUUUAAGGAUGCCUACACCAUGUUCCAACUAUUGACAUCCAACAUUUCUGAGAUUCAGCAGCUACUUAGUAUUCAACCGGUCAAUAGGUCACAGCAAAAAAACUACGAUUGUAUACUCCGUUGUCUGCUGCACCUGAUGUGCAUCUUGCUCUCCGUAGCUAAAACCAAGGAUGACCACAAAUUGAUCGAAAGCUCCGUCCUUGGUCUUGUCCUGAACAACAUUCGAAGUGUACAAACCAACGAAACGCUACUGCAUAUGUCCGUUUCGAACAUGGGUUUGAUGAAAAGCGAUUAUUUCACGGAUGAAGUAGACACAAAAAGAUUCUUCCCCAAUCUACCUGUUACAAAGUUGCUGUUGGACUGUGGCGCACCAGUCAAUGCGAGGGACAAUACCAGAUCCACGCCAUUGCUUCUUGCCGCCUACCCUUUCAAUUAUGAGAAAGAUGUGAUCCACACUUUGAUCGAACACGGUGCCCAUCUGGAUCUACCGAAUUUAUUGGGUGACCGGCCAUCGUCCAUGCUCAGGAGAAUCUCGAUGAAUGAUAUUUGUCUGGGCCAACAAAUUUCGCUCAAAUGUCUCAGCGCUAAUGUAAUUGUUAAGUCAGGGGUGUCCUAUCGGAAUGAGGUGCCUCGCAUGCUGGAGGAUUUUAUUCGAGCGCAUGAAAUGUUUUAG
This is a messenger RNA of Toxorhynchites rutilus septentrionalis, 5918 nucleotides long. RefSeq lists its product as uncharacterized. Bases 63 to 5918 code for a protein of 1951 amino acids. The record is from RefSeq and is a predicted model, not a curated record. Gene Ontology annotation, molecular function: protein binding. Lineage: Eukaryota; Metazoa; Arthropoda; Insecta; Diptera; Culicidae. The transcript has 3 exons.